Mesocestoides corti is the source of this 864-nucleotide messenger RNA. Lineage: Eukaryota; Metazoa; Platyhelminthes; Cestoda; Cyclophyllidea; Mesocestoididae. The record is from the annotation of a GenBank genome assembly.
AUGGGUAAAGCUCGAGGUGUAAGUCGUGGUUUGAUAAGUGCGUCGACAUCAUCUCCCAUCGCCUCUGUGACGUCUUCAGCGAAUCCAUCCGAACCUCCCUCUGUUUCCUCAGCUCCACCUUCCCCCCCUCCAUACCUCAGGACAUCCUUCCUUCGCCAACAGCUCUCGCUUGCAGCCUCUGGAAACACUCCCGUCGACUUCCCCAUGCUCGUUGAGCCUGAGCAUCCGCUUGAGGAGAACGAGUGGAUCGCUGUGCACACAAUCGGAUUGGUGGAAAAUGUGUGCAGUAUUUUCGACCCUCUCUAUGAGGUGUGUCUGUGUCGUGGUGCUGGCGGCAACAGCAACGGCAGUCCCUCAAAAUUUGUCGAGGAUUUAGACUUUGAGGAUCCCUGUUUGCAAACGAAGAAACCCGCUCGACAAGUGAUCAGUUUGAUGCUCUCUGAAUGCAACGAUGCGAUCCAAUCAGCGAGAAUCUUUCCAGUCAAACAGGGCCAGGCCUUUUCGCCUGCAGAUCUGCGGAAAGAGGCGGCCAGAAUCUGUAGAAAGUUAUUGCUCUGUUUGGUUCACAUUUACACUGCCCAUGUGAGCCAUUUGGAACAAUUGGACCUUGUGGCCCAUAUGAACACAAUAGCGAAACACUUUUUCGCCUUCACCUCGCGAUUCGAACUUAUCGAGGAAGAUGACAGGGCCCUGGGUGCACUCCACGGAUUUCACCGGCUCCUCCUGGAAACGCCUGCCCCAAACGCGAUCCCUUCCAGUCCCAGUACCGGCGCCGCUCCCCUCGUCCCGGUCUCUCUCACCCCUCCCUCCGCAACCCAAUUGGUUUCUUCCACGCAGGAGCAAGCUGCCACACCUGCAAGCUGA